AUGUUCCCGCCGCCGUUCCUCCCGUUCCCGCAGCCUGACGGCUUCCUCCCGUACUACGGCGGGUACGCGCUCCCCGACAUGGGCGGCCUGGGCCUCUCGAUCCAGCUCGUCACCGCGGCCAACUUCGAGGCGGAGCUCUACACCAUCGCCGCCCUGCUGCCGAAGUUCCCCGUCGUCGCCAUCGACACGGAGUACCCGGGCACCGUGCAUCGCCCGCCCGCGGGGCGGCGCGAGCGCGACCUCGCCCCGGCCGACCGCUACGCGCUCGUGAAGGCCAACGUGGACGAGCUCCCCAUCGUCCGGCUCGGGAUCACGCUCUGCGACGCCGACGGGAACGUCCCGCUCGUCGCCGGCGCCGGCGCCGCCCGCCCCCGCGAGCGCGCCUGGGAGUUCAUCUUCUCCGACUUCGACCCCCUCCGCGACCGCCACGCGCCGGAGUCCGUGGCGUUCCUGCGGUCGCGCGGCGUGGACUUCCGCCUGGCGCCCGAGGGCGGCGUGCGCGCCGCCGCGUUCGCGGCCAGGCUCGCCGCCGUGUUGGCCCCGGCGCGGCUGCGGGGGGACUUGGCAUGGGCGGCGUUCGGCGGCGCGUACGACUUCGCCUACAUGGUGAAGAUGCUCUCCGGCGGGCAGCCGCUGCCGGGGACCUGGCACGACUUCAUGGCACAGACCAAGGCCCUCCUCGGCGGGCGGCUGUUCGACGGCAAGUACAUGGCGGAGCACUCCGGCCGCCCGGACCUGUGCGGCGGAGGCCUCAGGCGCGUCGCAGCCCGCCUCGGCGCGCCGAUGCCCAACCCGGCGGCGCCGUGCCUUGCCGGCCCCAAGAGCUACAUAGCCUGCGGCAUCUACACGGCGAUGAGGAGGCACUUCCGGGACCAAGACCACGGCGUGGGAUGGCGCUUCUUCAUAGACCAUGACCACGGCGCCUGGUUCGACGGGCUCAUCGAUGGCUUUCAUUGA
Messenger RNA from Panicum virgatum (switchgrass), 957 nucleotides. Its product is annotated as probable CCR4-associated factor 1 homolog 9. NCBI's taxonomy places the organism in Eukaryota, Viridiplantae, Streptophyta, Magnoliopsida, Poales, Poaceae. The transcript has a single exon. Bases 1 to 957 code for a protein of 318 amino acids. Gene Ontology annotation, molecular function: poly(A)-specific ribonuclease activity; nucleic acid binding. Gene Ontology annotation, cellular component: CCR4-NOT complex; P-body; CCR4-NOT core complex. The record is from RefSeq and is a predicted model, not a curated record.